This is a messenger RNA of Amaranthus tricolor (Joseph's coat), 1833 nucleotides long. Its product is annotated as uridine 5'-monophosphate synthase-like. Gene Ontology annotation, molecular function: orotate phosphoribosyltransferase activity; orotidine-5'-phosphate decarboxylase activity. The transcript has 7 exons. The record is from RefSeq and is a predicted model, not a curated record. Gene Ontology annotation, biological process: 'de novo' pyrimidine nucleobase biosynthetic process; 'de novo' UMP biosynthetic process. Bases 153 to 1574 code for a protein of 473 amino acids. NCBI's taxonomy places the organism in Eukaryota, Viridiplantae, Streptophyta, Magnoliopsida, Caryophyllales, Amaranthaceae.
UAAAACAUUAAAAAAAAAAGUUGAAGAAUUUUCUUUCCCAAAUAGAAUUUAUGAAAUUGCGCUGAUUCGCACUUGGAAAACACCAUUACAUUCCCCUCCCAACUCUAUCUUCUCUUCUCACUCACUUUCUUUCUCCAAUCCAAGUUCCAACAAUGGCAUCAAUGAAGUCCCUAAUCCUCAAACUCCAUGAAAUAUCCGCCGUUAAAUUCGGCAAUUUCGAGCUGAAAUCCGGUAUAACAUCCCCUGUAUACAUAGACCUCCGUUUAAUAGUAUCAUACCCUUCUAUCCUCUCUCAAAUCUCUCAAACUCUAAUAUCUUCCGUUCGAUCUUCAUCCCCUUCCGCCAAUUUUGACGUCAUUUGUGGCGUCCCAUACACAGCUCUUCCAAUUGCUACUGUAGUUUCUGUCUAUAAUAACAUUCCCAUGUUAAUGCGUCGCAAAGAGGUUAAGUCUUAUGGAACUGGAAAAGCCAUUGAAGGUGUUUUUCGCCCUUCGCAAACGUGCCUAAUUAUUGAAGACCUUGUAACUAGUGGUGCUUCUGUUCUUGAAACUGCCGCUCCUUUGCGUCAUUCUGGUCUUAAUGUUACUGAUGCCGUUGUCUUGAUUGAUAGGGAACAGGGAGGAAGAGAAAAUUUAGCGGAGAACGGGAUAAGAUUGCACUCUUUGUUGAAGCUCAGUGAGAUGGUUGGAGUUUUAAGACGAUUGGGUAAGGUGGAAGAAGAAACAGAAAAAAUGGUGUUGAAGUUCCUUGAAGAGAACAAAAAUAUUGGGAAUAGCAAGCUUGAAAUAUUAAAGUUGGAUUAUGGAGAAAGAGCCAAAUUAGCAAAGAAUGAGACUGGAAGAAGAUUGUUUGAGAUAAUGGUGAAAAAAGAGACCAAUUUGUGCUUGGCUGCUGAUGUGAGUACAGCUGCUGAGUUACUUGCCCUGGCUGAUGAGGUUGGACCAGAAAUCUGUUUACUAAAGACUCAUGUUGAUAUAUUGCCUGAUUUCACCCCAGACUUUGGUUUGAAACUUCGCUCGAUUGCAGACAAGCACAAUUUCCUUAUCUUUGAGGAUCGUAAAUUCGCUGACAUUGGCAAUACAGUAACAAUGCAGUAUGAAGGAGGUGUCUAUCACAUAUUGGAUUGGGCUGACAUAAUCAAUGCUCACAUUGUCUCAGGCCCUAGAAUUGUUGAUGGACUAAAGUUGAAGGGCUUGCCUCGGGGAAGGGGUUUGUUGUUGUUGGCUGAAAUGAGUUCUGCUGGUAACCUUGCAACUGGAAGUUACACAGAAGCAGCAGUGAAGAUAGCUGAGGACCACCCAGAUUUUGUCAUAGGUUUUAUUUCAGUGAAUCCAGCAUCUUGGAAAUGUGGCGCACUCAAUCCAGCUCUUAUUCAUGCUACACCUGGUGUCCAAAUGGUGACUGGUGGUGAUGCCCUUGGUCAGCAGUACAAUACUCCAUAUUCAGUCAUCUGUGAUAGAGGCAGUGAUAUAAUCAUUGUUGGCCGUGGAAUCAUUAAAGCAGCAAAUCCUGCAGAGGCUGCUCGUGAAUACCGACUUCAAGGAUGGAAUGCAUAUUUGGCGAGGUGUUCAUAAGACUAACAUGUCUGUUUAACUCGGUUUUGCGUUUUUGUGGGCAGACGUAUCCAUAAACCUGUAACUUCGUUUGAGAAAGAUCGAAAGAUUCAACAACGAGACCAAAUGGUUAUUGAAAUCGGUUUGAUUCAAAUAUAGUAUUGUUUAUGAAUUAUAUGUACUCAGUAGAAGUAUAGACCCAAAUGGUCUGGAAAUAGAGCUGAAUCAUUGAUGAGGAAUUCUCAUACUUCUAUGAUUUAAAUCAAAAGUUUUGUUAAUA